AGACGCGUAAACCUAAGGGGCAUAAAUUAACCAAACGCAGCAGCGUUAAGCUUGUACGACUCAUCAUCUCCUAAGAGCUAGCUUGAGAAAAAUGGCUUGCAAAACGAUACUGCGUUCCGUUUUCCUAUCGGAAUCACGUCGGACUUCAAGUAGGUGCUUCUUUCUCCCUCCUUCUCCGGCGUCUUUUCCGGUCCAUGGAUUGUUCCCGGCGCCAAAGAGUCUAAGUUUCAGUGGUUUUGCCUCUGUUCCCGACCCGGUCCCUCGGCUCAAUUGCACCAAUAACGAUCAAUCCGAGCAAGGCCCGCCUCAAGAAGCUGUUCUCAAGGCGAUUUCAGAAGUGUCAAAGACUGAUGGGAGGGUAGGGAAGACUACUAAUAUGAUUAUCGGAGGCACUGUGGCUGAUGAGUCUGCUAAAGACUGGCUCGAACUUGACCAGAAGGUCAAUACAUACCCAACGGAUAGAGGCUUUACUGCGAUCGGGACUGGUGGCGAUGACUUUGUUCAUGCUAUGGUUGUUGCUGUUGAAUCUGUUAUUGAUCGACAAAUCCCAGAGGAUUGUGUAAAGCAGACACUAUCAAGCAAAGGCAAAUAUGUGUCGGUGAAUAUUGGCCCUAUCCGAGUUGUCUCUAGCGAGCAGGUUCAAGCUGUGUAUAAUGCAAUGAGGAGAGACGAAAGAAUGAAAUACUUCUUGUAGGUUUAAAGAGUGUAGAAUCACGGGUCUUACCUCUUCUUACUUCUCCAUUGCGACUAUGUAAAUUAUGCAGUGUAAGGCCAUCAUUUAUUUUAUUCUUGGCUUCUUGCUGAUCUAUACCAACUAUGUAUGCCGGUGUUUUAUUACAUUUUCUUGGGGAA
Eutrema salsugineum is the source of this 852-nucleotide messenger RNA. RefSeq lists its product as uncharacterized. The record is from RefSeq and is a predicted model, not a curated record. The coding region runs from base 92 to 694 and encodes 200 amino acids. NCBI's taxonomy places the organism in Eukaryota, Viridiplantae, Streptophyta, Magnoliopsida, Brassicales, Brassicaceae. The transcript has 5 exons.